Messenger RNA from Penicillium maclennaniae, 1668 nucleotides. Its product is annotated as flavin-containing monooxygenase. The record is from RefSeq and is a predicted model, not a curated record. Lineage: Eukaryota; Fungi; Ascomycota; Eurotiomycetes; Eurotiales; Aspergillaceae. Gene Ontology annotation, molecular function: N,N-dimethylaniline monooxygenase activity; NADP binding; flavin adenine dinucleotide binding. The coding region runs from base 1 to 1668 and encodes 555 amino acids. The transcript is spliced from 6 exons.
AUGGAGGACCAGAAUGCUAUGAAUUGUAAGAUCAGAUUGACCGAUUACUCAGUCCCGCCUCCAGAUAAGUCUGGACCUUAUGCCGAUAAUAUGGAGAUCGAAUACCUUGAUCCUGGCAUAUUCAUGCUGAAGACCCUUCGAGAUCGUGGUUUCAAAGCUGUCAUCUUCGAAGCCGGAAACGAUAUCGGCGGAACCUGGCGCUGGAACUGCUAUCCCGGUGCUGGAGUUGACUCGGAGGUUCCAGAGUACGAGUUCUCCUGGCCUGAGGUUUGGAAAACCUGGAAUUGGUCGAGCAAUUAUCCAACAUACCAAGACUUACGAUCUUACUUUGAUCAUCUGGGUCAAGUCCUUGGCAUCAAGAAGGACUGUGCCUUCAAUACUGUUGUUGUUGGGGCACAUUUCGAUCUGGUCUCUGGAAGGUGGAGUGUGCGCACACAAGAUGGUCGCAAGGUUACUGCGAAGUAUUUAAUUCUAGGGACUGGGUUCGCGGCCCGCCGAUACAUCCCCGAUUGGCCUGGAAUGGAUAAAUUCAAAGGCAUGAUCCAUCAUUCCUCAUUCUGGCCAGACGAGAAAGUAGAAGUGAAAAAUAAACGCUGCGCCGUGAUCGGUACUGGCGCAUCCGGUGUACAAAUCGUCCAAGCCUGGGGCCCGGAAGCUGGGGAGGUGAAAGUCUCUCAGCGAACCCCCAACCUUGCUGUCCCAAUGCGCAAGAAAAAACUUUCUGUAGAAGAGCAGGAACAGAAAAAGCAUUCCUACCCGGAGCUAUUUCGCCUCCGUGAGACCAGCUUCGCGGAUUUCCAUUACGACUGGUACGAAAAGAACACUUUUGACGAUACUUCUGAAGAGCGCGAAGCUUUUUAUGAAAAGGUUUGGGGUGAGGGUGGUUUCCGAUACUGGGUUGCGGUAUACAAAGACAAUCUAUCCAAUGCGAAAGCUAACAAGGAGUCGUAUAACUUCUGGGCAAAGAAGACUCGUGCUCGUAUCCAGGACCCGAGAAAAAGAGAUCUUUUAGCGCCCUUGGAAAUGCCGCACUUCUUUGGUUUUAACCGGCCGAGUGUGAAUGUCGUUGACGUUAAGAACAACCCGAUCAAGGAAUUCAAUGAAACGGGCAUCAUCCUCCAGGAUGGGACGCAUCAUGAGUUGGAUGUCAUUGCGGUGGCUACUGGAUUUGGUGUUGUGACAGGAGCUAUGACACAACUCGGUCUGCAAAGUAUAAACAACAAAACGCUUCAAGAAGAAUGGACCACAGGUGCCACAACAUACCUCGGCAUUACCGUCCCCGGCUAUCCAAACAUGUUUCACAUCUGCGGUGCCCACGGACCAACCCUCUUGAGUAAUGGACCAACAACAGUGGAAGUACAAGGCCGCUGUAUUGCCGACUUUAUGCAGAAGAAGGAAAGAAACAACAUCAAGUAUAUCAAUGCAAAGUCCGCCGCAGCAGAGUCCUGGAAAGACAAGAUCGUGCAAAUGACGCAGAUGUCUCUCUUCCCGACGACGAACUCUACCUACAUGGGAGGCAACGUUCCAGGCAAGAUCUAUGAGCCGGUCUGCUAUGCGGGUGGCAUUCCGGCCUAUGCUAGGGACAUACGGGCCGCUUUUGAUACUUUGAAAGGAUUUGAAAUCGUUGUGCAGGAAAUGCCCGAGCAAAAAGGUGACGCUCGGCUUUAA